Molecule: messenger RNA, 6278 nt
Organism: Ochlerotatus camptorhynchus
Lineage: Eukaryota; Metazoa; Arthropoda; Insecta; Diptera; Culicidae
Gene: IntS1
Product: integrator complex subunit 1
Exons: 3
Coding region: 68-6259 (2063 amino acids)
Biological process (GO): U2 snRNA 3'-end processing
Cellular component (GO): integrator complex
Source: RefSeq, a predicted model, not a curated record
CCAUUUUUACGGGAAAAUACGGUGCAAAAUAUUGUUUUAUUGUUGAUAGUUGCAAGUGAAAACAACGAUGGAUCGCAACAAACCGAGCUCCAGUGCUCGGUCUACAAAAAAACAGAUUGGAUUGCCACAGAGUGAAUUGUUUGCGCUGGGAUCGAAAUCCGGCACCAGUUCCCGUGAUGAUCCGAAAAACAAACCGGGUGUCAGUGGAGUUUCGGAACGCAAGCGGGAUGCUGCGGCGCUGGCUAGUGCAGUGGCCGCCAAGAAGAUCAAACUUAGCUCAACGAGUGGAUCCGGUUCGGUAGGCUCUACGUUGCCGGGGACGAGCAAGCCGUCAUCCGGCGGGGAUAGUUCCAGCAACAGUAGCGUGUUGGAGUACUGGGAACAGAUGGCCCUGGACUGUGAAUCGGUGGAUUUGGUUUCUUCGGUGCUCAGUGCUAUCGACCAGCAGGACAGUGACAGCGUGGUGGGAUAUAUUUGUGGAGCAAUCAAGUUGUUGAUAUCCCCCAAGUCAAAGUCGGAAUCGGUGCUGUCGUUGUCACUGUUGUACUUGGCUAAGAUAAGACCGCAUCUAUUUUGUAACGACACGAUAACAUCGGCGUUGAUUGCCGUUUUGAAAAGGGACACUCAAAAUUCGUUCAAAGGUCGGAACAAUCCAACUGUCCACAUUCUGGCCUGUAAUCUGCUGGCCAGGGGUUAUAGCGAUAAGAAACAGUGGCCAGAGAGUUUGAUCAAAACCUACGUCGAGGAUGCAAUCAAUGAUCGCGUUUGGGUUGACUACGAAGAAUGUGCACCGCUCACGGAUAACUGCGUUGCUGCUUUCGGAACGAAGAUCCCUCCCAAGUGGAUGCUACAGCCGGAACUUAGUGCGUUGAAUCCAAAUGCCAGGGAGAAUCCGGCGAUCGACGAUGAACACUCGACCGACAGUGGAAUGUUUGGCGAUGCUCUGGGGAAGGAUCCGGACGCGAAUCCGCCGCGUUUCGCACACAUUCAGGAGCAGGUUGAGAAGAUUGUAGUCGAAGCUGCGAAGGACCAACUCAAUCGCAGGCAAGCUCCCGACUGUUCGACGAGAAACUUUUUAAAAUUCCUAUCAUUGGGAUGUGGAUUACCGGAGGUGAGAGCAUUGGCCAUUCCUCGGCUGGAACUUUGGAUUCACAAUGGAAAAUUGAUGAAGCCUGCCCAGGAGUUGCUCACCUUCAUUUGCUACAACGUAACGGGACAGAAUCCAAAAGAUCACGAAGUACUGUCCAAUUUGGUGAAGAUGCGACUCAAGACGAAGCCAUUGAUAAACAUCUUUAUGAUUUGCCUGAAGGAGAUGAUCAACUGUCAGUCGGAAAUUUUGAACAUGAUGCUGAAGUACGUCGUUCAGAAUGAACUCUCGAAUGCUCGAAACCCGAACAACAUGGGCAUGCUGGCGACCAUGUUUCAGGCUAAAGCAACCGAGUCGGCUACCCAUCUGGCGGAAAUCUAUCAAGAAUGUUUACUUCAAAGGGAAGAUGUCCUCAGAACGCUACGAGUGUUUCUUCGAGAAUUGGUCAAAAUGCUUCGCUAUGACAUCAAUUUAAUGAUAUUCUCCAAGGCACUGCUCACGACUCGAGCCGAUUUGAAACCUCAAGUGACGAGUUCGGAGUUUCGUGAUCGCAUCUUCCAUUCCGUUGUCGAUUUGGUAUGUCUCUGCAUGUUCCUGUCGGUUUCUCCGCAAAUUCGAGAAGCCAAUGCAUCCAUUCGCAGCGGAAGAGAGCCUAAGAGCUCCCCGGCGCUGACGACUUUCUAUCAGCAAAUGUCCACGAUCCAAUUCGAUACGCUCACCUGGAUGCACGAAGUGGUUCCGGUCAUGUACAAACCAUCGCCCAACGAUUUCAAAAUAGCUUUCCAUAAAAUGCUUUUCUUGGAUUCUCCGGAAGCUUACGCGAAAGGCGAUCAGUGGCCACCGGAACCGGAACGAGCUCCGCUAUUGAGAAUAGUUUCGGAAAUUCCUCUGCAGCAGAACUCAAUGCUUCGCAUAAUCCUCAUUGGCAUAACCAAGGAAAUUCCCUUCACCAUCCCGGACACCAUGGAAAUCAUCGAGCAGCUGGUCCGUCGCGCCGGAUCGCUCCGUCACGUCGACUAUCCCCCACUGGAUGUGGCCAACCUCGAAAUCAUCGAUCUACUCUUCAAAAUGUCCGAAUAUCAUCAUCCGGACAACAUUGUACUCCCACCAAAUUACGAACCUCCAAAUCUAGCCAUAUCAUCGCUAUACUGGAAAACCUGGAUUAUCCUGCUGCUCAUUUCCGCCCAUAAUCCAUCAAUAUUCGGAUCAUUCUGCUGGGAGCAGUACCCUAUGCUGCGCACUCUGAUGGAAAUGUGCAUUACCAAUCAAAUCGGACCGACCAAGUCAUCCGAUGAGGAACUACAGGUCGCCACCGCAGAAAAGUGUCAGAUUUUGGAAUUCGAAAACCACCUGGCAUCGAACGUUAUCAACGAGCAGAAUAGCCUUUUGCUGUCCCAAUUGAUUCUCAUGGAUCCCCGAGGUGUGGCUAGACGUCCUCCGAAUCACGUGCUGGAACAAAUUCAAUCACUGAACGUCACUCAUCGGUUGGGUCAUCUGCUGUGUCGUAGUCGAAAGCCGGAUCUUCUACUAGAAAUCAUCCAGCGGCAGGGAACCUCCCAGGCCAUGCCUUGGUUGGCAGAUCUCGUACAGAACAGCGACGGUGACUUCAACCAUCUACCAGUGCAGUGUUUGUGCGAGUUUCUGCUGUCCAAUUCGAGUACCGUCAUUGUGGAGAACAGCCGCGAGGCGGAGCUGCUGGUCUAUCUGCAGAAGGUGGUUCAGGACGAAAAUGGGGACCAUCAAAUGAACUGCGAAAUCAUGGAGUACUUUUUACGGCGGUUGUCGUCGUUCUCGAACCAAUCCCGGCAGUCGGCCAUCCGGGGAUUGAAGCUCCUGUUGAAGGUCUUUCAGGAAGAAAAUGAUCCGGUCCCAAUAGAGAGCAACAACUCGGAUUGGUUGCUACGCUAUCUGCCGACAAUUCCGCACUUUGUGUACGUGCGUCCAAACGUGGUCGUACAGCUGCGGGCCGCUUGCCAGGUGGAAAACUCCCCCGAACUGGUUAUGGUCUACAUCCAAUUUAUAGCCGCUCACACAUCGAUGGACUCGGAAGCGGACAUGCUUGAGCACGUCAUGGACAUGUCCCAUCUGAUCGUCGAACGGAGCACUAUCUUUUCGCACAUCAUUCCGACGGCGACGGAUCAGAGCGAGGCACGGGUCCAAACCCUAAACUGCCUGUUUGUUAUGUUCAACAACUUCCUUAUCAAGUUGAGGGAGUACAAAAUAACUCAAGCUUUCACCGAGUACCAGGAUCUGCUGUUGGUGCAAUUCGCCGACGAAAGUCAAUGUCACAUUCACUUGAACAUCAUUCAAGCUUUCGUGAUACUUUUGACCCACUCGACGUUCAUCCCGGUGGCGGCGCAAAUCUUGGAUUACUGGUUCCCGGAAGAAGCUCCACCACCGCAGGCGUUCAACAUCGAGACGUCCGAAGCGGUACAGAUUCUACCCGAUUGGCUCAAGCUGAAAAUGAUCCGUAGCAACGUGGACCGUUUGGUCGAUGCAGCUCUGCAAGGAUUAACUCCGGAUCAGAUCGUCCUUUUCGUCCAGAACUUCGGAACUCCUAUCAAUUCGAUGUCUAAACUGCUGGCCCUCCUGGAUCGGGCCGUCAUCGAGCAGUUCGACGCAGUGAACAACGCCAUCCUGCACAAAAAAUACCUUACGCAGUUGGUGGAAAUCCAGCAAGCUAGAGGUGCGAAAAAUGGACACAUUUCCAUCCAAGCCUUGGAGUUGGACAACCAGCCAAUCGGUGAUCCUCCGAUGAUGACCCUAACGGUUAUGGAACCCCUGCAGAUUAAUUUGAACGAUGAGGGCCGAACGCGAACCAUUUCCGAACAGAGCAAGCCUGCUUCCAAGACCAAGGAGAUCGAAGAAGCUGUGGAGAUCGUACUGACUCACCCGGCUAUUAGCAAACCGAACAUGGCCAAGUACCGGAAGUUGAUACAACGCUUGAAUAGUGGUGGAAAGUCAUCCAAAUCGCAGGAGUACACGGCCAAUAAGGUGCUCAACUACUUGGGAAGGUUGAUCAAGAGCCCCCAGGGCCAGUAUCUGAUCAAGAAUUGGAUUCAGAAUGCUCAGAUGUGUUGCUUCUUCCGUUCGCUGUUGGCCAUCCCGCCGGAGAAGUUCGAAAAUCUAAACUAUUUGCUGCACAUUCUUGACGAGAUCAUCAAGUACAUGAAUCCCGCUUCGAAUACGGUUCUUCUGCAGGUAUUGGUCGGCAAGCGUCAGCAGCUGAUAAAGAUAGCGCAGAAAGACAAUCUUCAAGGACAGGGUUCGUCGAAAAAUCUCCUUCAGGUCCUCACUACCAACAAGGCAUCGGAAGUUGAGCGCGAGGGUAAGCUGCAGCUGCGUCAAACCGGCACCGAAGAGAUGAUCAAUGUGAUUUCCACCUUGCUCAAAAGCGGGCAGGGUAUCAAGAUGGAAAUCCAGGAGUUGCAAUUUGACAAACGUGGACUGUUGGUCGAUUGGCUGGCGGAUGCCGAUUCGGAGCUGGUUCACGUCAACAAGGACAUCCAGAUGGACAUGCUGUUCAACCGAAGUCUCGGUGAUUUCCGACCGUACUUGCUGUCGCUGAUGGGCCAUCAAGCUAGCUGGUCAACGCUCCACGAGACGGUGGAUUUGCUGAUGAAAAAGUUUAAUUCAAAUUAUGAUCCAUGUUCGGUGCUAGACUUUAUCGAUACCUUGACGAGAAAUCCCAAGCUUUGGCAAGGACGGGAUAAAGCCGUUCCAAAGCACGAGCAGGUGGAGUACAUUGUCAUGUUGAGUGAGAAACAGGUGAAGACCUUCAUUGAUUAUAUCCUCGCCGAGGCCAAUGAAGACACUUUGUGCGAACGUGUGAAAUUGCUUCUGCAAUGCGUGGAUUGCAAGUCUGAUUACCUGUCUAUAAUGGUUGACUAUGCAGAUGGUAAAACGGAUGCCUCGUCGAAGAAAUUCAUGCAGCAACUAUAUCUCAACAUUCCACCGAUGAAGUUUUUGAUGCCGCACAUUGAAGGUGUCUACGAUGCAGAUGUACGCAAUGCCACCGGUUGCGUUGGGGAUAAGUUCGCUUACUACAUCCUGACUACGAUUGCCUGCUUGACGAACCCGAGAGACUUUCAACAGAUGUCGGCAGAGAUGGAACUUAUUGUCAGAAAGCUCGCGGCGUCUCAUCCCGUUCUACUGCUGCGUCAGCUCUCCGUUCUGGCUACCUUACUCCAGGGUAGAGCUCACAUGGACCUGUCGGUACUUCGCGCCGAGUAUCACUUCCAUCUGUUCCACCAGGUUAUGGGAAUACUGGAACUGCUUCAACCACUGGUAUUCGAAGACAGCUACCACAAUGGACUUCAAAACGCUUUGAAUUGCUAUUUUGCGCUGCUGAGAAAUUACGGCAACGUCAAGGAAACCUACACUUUGAUCUACCGUUUCAUGGAAUUCCUUCAUGCCUAUAUCGGCACCAAUCCUAAAAUGGCAAUCAGUUUCAUACAAAACUUUUCCGAUCUCCUAAACGAUCUAGCUCAUCAACAUUGCGACCUGCAAUCGCUCCAGCAACUCGUUCAAGGUCUGUCGAUGUUCAAACAGCGGACAUCUUCCAGUCCGGCGGCGAUCAGAUCUGAACCGGAGGAACCUACGCCGGGAACGUCCAAGGAUACCAAACCGCCACCCGCAGACUCCACCACAACAAGCACGAAGUCCGCGCAGCAAGCAACAGCCGCGAUAAUGAUGUCCACCUACGUGAAGAACGAUGUCCUGCCCCAGCACUGGCAGGAACUAACCCACGCGCUUCGGUCCCGUGAAAUCGAUGACAUUGUCACUCCGAUGCAGGAGAUUGACGCACUGACCGUCAAACGUCCGGCCUUGCUGGAAGACAUCUUCGAUGAAAUCAUCCGUUUCCUUACGCACUCGUCGGGACCGAUCCGUCAAACGGCUCACGGAUUGAUCACACGUUGGCUCAAGCAGAACCCUGGAAAUUUCUCCACCAAUAGCUCGGCGCUGACGGCGUUCGUGCAGUGUCUCUACCACGAAGACGUCGCAGUGGUACAGACUGCCCUGGACAAGACCACCGAGUACGCACUCUGUCUGCAGGAGUAUGCACCGCAGAUUUUGAUGACCAUGUUCAACUUGGGCAUCAACAACAAGAUCAACACGUACACAGCGAUCAAACGGUGCGUGCAGGCGAUCAAGAAACAGCAUGCCUGUUGAACGUGGGGUAAUCAUGAAA